Messenger RNA from Ctenocephalides felis (cat flea), 624 nucleotides. RefSeq lists its product as uncharacterized. The record is from RefSeq and is a predicted model, not a curated record. NCBI's taxonomy places the organism in Eukaryota, Metazoa, Arthropoda, Insecta, Siphonaptera, Pulicidae. The coding region runs from base 1 to 624 and encodes 207 amino acids. The transcript has a single exon.
AUGCCAGACCAUGUUUCGCUAGCAGACCCCAUGUUUAACGUUCCAGGUGUGGUUGACAUGCUGAUUGGAGUGGAAUUAUAUUUUGAAGUUUUACAGCAGGGGUGCAUUCGCUUAGGAAAUCAUCUUCUCAUUCUUAGGAGAAGUUGCUUCGGGAGGCUGAUUUCUGGUGUAUACACAUCAGAAAUGCAGAGCCAUGCACAUGUUGGCUUCAUUUCCAAUGAAGAUCUUUAUAAUAGUCUGACAAAGUUCUGGCAGUUAGAGGAGGUAUCCUCUUAUUAUACAAUGACUGGGUCAGACAAAGCAUGUGAUGAUCAUUUCGUUGCAAAUGUAGCUAGACUUGAGAAUGGGCAGUCUGAGGUGGCUUUGCCAUUUUUAGAUAACCAUAUAGAUAAGCUUGGGUCGUCAUUCGCUGUUGCUAAAUAUAGAUUUUUGAACCUGGAGAGGCGGUUUGCCAGGGAUAGUGCCUUGUUCACAGCCUACUCCAAUUUUAUUAAAGCUUACAUCGACUUAGGUCAUGCUGAGGAGAUGAUGCUGACACUGGAGAAAGCUGCUAAGAAUAAGUACUAUUUCUUGCCGCAUCAUCCAGUGGUCAAAAAGAUAAUAAUUUUGACAAAAAUAGGGUAG